This is a messenger RNA of Fusarium coffeatum, 1989 nucleotides long. RefSeq lists its product as uncharacterized. The transcript has a single exon. Lineage: Eukaryota; Fungi; Ascomycota; Sordariomycetes; Hypocreales; Nectriaceae. Bases 1 to 1989 code for a protein of 662 amino acids. The record is from RefSeq and is a predicted model, not a curated record.
AUGGCCACGCCAGAGAAGCCCCGGCGACGGUUUAUUCCAGAGCCCAUUGAGACCACAUUUUCGACAAGUCGAUCAACCAAAAAGACAGAUGACCAAAACACGAUGCGACCAAACCCAGAACCGACCCCGGAGCCCUCUCCUCGCUCGCCAUCUCCUGGCCUUCACGAGUUGCAACAGAAGCAGUUGCGACCUAAGCGACGCUUCGCUCCCCAGUUGAUUGAGUCUUCUCGUAGGAGUCGCAGAGGGGGAGAUGCAGGGCCUGCUACCAAACCUACCGACAAGACCGAUAUCACCCCCUACACAAAGAACAUUUACACCGCCACAAAACACCGCGGAAAAAGACGAGACGAUGCCCACGAUUCUCCCUCCAAUGGCCCCAGACGUCGCGAGUCCGAAGACGAAAAUGUCGUCCAGUUCUUGCUCGAGAUCGCUGCGAAGGAGGCAGAGCGCCAGAUGCAGGAGGCUGCUCUGGCUGCUUUCCCCAACAGUCAUGUGCGCGAAGGAAACGUAGACCAUUUCUACUUCCGCGAGAGUUCAGGAAGCGAUCAGUCACCCGAGAGCACUUCUCCCACGCACGAGCACCACUCAGGCAAGCACCAUCAUCAUAAUGUGCGGCGGCAGUCAUCCGACAGCAAUCUUAACUGGUGGCAUAAGCAUAUGCAAGAGCAUGCAGAAUCCAAGCAGGAGCAGCAAAAUGAGGAUGCUAUGGUUAUUGAUGAGAAACCUGGCGAGAUGGACACUCUGGUCGAAGAGCCAGAAACACCAGGUUUUAAGAAAGACGAGGAUACUGUGAUGCGCAACGAUACGACCGACACGGCGGAACUCGACAAGAUGGACCUUGAACUCCCCCCGGAUCCGGUCUGGACCACCUCCAAUACGCCUCGUGAUAGUACUAGUAAGCGCUCAUCGAUUGGAGUCAGUGGCCCGAUUGGGGAGACGCAUAUGCCGCUGCUUGACACUGAGUCGUACCUGACCGCAGAGCAACGCAACAAGGCCGCAUCGCCGGCACCUGCAGCAUCCCGGCAUAUUGGUGAAUCUACGAUGCCCUUCAUCCCAUCGGCGCCGGCCGCUGGAUCUGCAGAUACCCCGUUUGCUAAAUCUUCUCAAAUACCCCCAGACACUGGCGGUUUUGCGUCGCGCAACGCUGCCCGCCCCUUUGGACGACCAUUCGGAGGCUACGGACGUGCAUCGCCUGCUCCCUUAUCCCAGAAGAAGCGAUUCGGUGUUACUCCACCAAUGCUCGGCAAAGACCUCACUUUCCGAAAGUGUCCUUCUCCCAAGCAGACGAAGCUCGAACCCGAUCAUCCAUUCGCAGAACGACAUGCUGAGGAGAAGUUCCGGGAUCUCUCGGGUCAGAAUGGUCUCUGGCGAGGUUACUGCUUUAGAUCAGACUCGAACGAUGCGUAUCUGGUGCCAGCAGACCUGCAUGCCCCACCAAUGUUGGCUACGCCCAGACCGGCGGCCAGUCCCGGUGAUGCCUCACAUAUCAGCUCCCCACCUUUGACAGACGAGCCUGUCUCCAUCAACGGCACGACCAACGGCCAGGCAAAUGGUGUCGCAGAGCACCGGACACGGGCCGGUCCUCCCAAGGGGCUCCACAUGUUGCAUGGCAUCAAUGAGCGCCUGCAGAAGGAAAAGGCACAUGUCGAGUUGGAAGAGAAGAUUGAGCAUGAGUUUGACGAUACAUUCGUCACGCAAGUGUACAAUUACCUUUCUCUAGGCUACCCCGCUAUGGCCCGCGCUUUCGACGGUGAGCUCUCGCGAAUUAGCACGAUGACUAUUGAAGAUCUCGAGAAGGAUGAUGAGAAGCAACUUGCUCAGGGUCAUCUUGUCGAGUCUGAGGCCGAUAAGCCUCGCGAUCAGAGAUGUCCGCGAUGGCACGCUCUGCAAUCUUAUAUCAAGGAGUGGGCUAGACAACAUCCCAACCUCGACAGCAUGGAUCCUGUUGGAUGGGGUGUUCGAGAGCGAAGAGGCAGUUGGGCUGUCUAA